AUGUGUGAUCGACCUAUACAAAUAGCAGUUAUAGGUGAUAAAGCCGUGGGGAAAACAUCUAUUGUUCGUCAAUGGUUAUACAACGAUUAUUCUUCAUCAUAUUCAACAACUCGUUUAGCUACAUAUCAUUUUACAUCAUUAUUUAAUGGUCAACGUUUGUUUCAUAUACGUAUAAUUGAUACUCCACGUUUCGAUGAUACAAAUACUACAGAUCCUCAACAAGAAUGGGUACGAAUGUAUUGUUUUCGUCGUGCACAUUUAUUUUUAUUAGUAUUUGAUAUAAAUCGUGAAGAAACAUUUAGUUAUAUAAAAAAUAUUUAUCGUGAAAUAGUUCGUAUUCGAUUUAAUAAUAAUAAUAAUUUUUAUUCUCAACAACAAACAGAAAAUCUAGCUGAUAUUAUUAAUGGUGAUGAUGAACAAUCUACAAGUCAUUUACCUGUAAUUGUUGUGGCAAAUAAAGUUGAUUUUAUUUCAACUGAUUUACGUUUUGCAAAUAUAACAAUAACAAAUUCACGGGAUAUACAACAAUAUGUUAAGAAAAAUUUUAAAGCUAAUACAAUAUUAUGUUCAGCAAAAUAUCAUUGGCAUAUAGUUUUAGUAUUUAAAGAAGUUUGUCGCAUGUUAGAAACAGUUGAAGAUACCGUUGCUAAACAAGCUGCACAACAAGCUAGACGUCGACUUCAACAACAUGGCAAAAACUGUCAUGUCAUGUAG
This is a messenger RNA of Rotaria sp. Silwood1, 714 nucleotides long. The record is from the annotation of a GenBank genome assembly. Lineage: Eukaryota; Metazoa; Rotifera; Eurotatoria; Philodinida; Philodinidae.